AUGUCUGAAAAAUCGUUCAAAGCGUCCUCUCCCCCGGACCUCGAGGCCGUCAACACCGCCACCACGACCAGCUCAUCCAGAUGGGCCUCCAUCUUUGGCGGCAAGGAUGUUGUUGUUGGCUCGCGCAUUGCGCCGCUGCCAGACUACUUGAAGACUGACGACUCUGAUCGGGCUGAAACUGCCUCGGAGAUUCUCGAUCGACAGCUGGCUGCUGAGGAUGGUGCUGCCAUCCAGUAUCGCACAUGCUCGUGGCAAAAAACUGCGGCUCUGCUGUUUAGCGAGUACAUUUGCUUGGCCAUCAUGAGUUUCCCGUGGUCCUACCGCUAUCUUGGUCUCAUUCCUGGACUCAUCCUCACGAUUGUUGUCGCUGCGCUUGUCCUCUACACCAGUCUGAUCAUGUGGAAGUUUUGUCUCCGCCACCCAGAGAUUCGCGAUGUCUGCGAUCUGGGCCAAACUCUGUUUUGGGGCAAGAAAUGGGCAUGGUGGGGAACAGCCGUCAUGUUUAUCCUCAACAACACCUUCAUUCAGGGCCUCCACGUCCUCGUUGGCGCCAAGUACAUCAACACCAUGACCGAGAGCGACACCAUUGGCGGCUGCCGAACUGUCGAGUUCUCAAUACUGGUGACUUUCAUCUGCUGGAUUGGCUCCCUUCCUCGUACCUUUGAGAUGAUGUCCAAGCUUGGUACUGCGUCUGCCGCCUUUACCCUUGUCUCCGUUGUUCUGGCCGCAGUUUUCGCAGCCGUCCAGAGUAGCCCUCCUGCCAAGGCUGGCAGCGGCGACAUCGUUUAUGACCUGUUCCCCAAUGCGAGCGUCACGUUUGUUCAGGGCAUGGCAGCUUUCCUCAACAUCAGCUACACAUUUAUUGGUCAAAUUACCCUGCCCAGUUUCAUUGCGGAAAUGCGCGACCCUCGCGAGUUCCCCAAGUCGUUGUGGGCUUGCACCAUUGCCGAAAUCAUCGUCUUUUGUGUCGUUGGCGGAGUCAUGUACGCCUUUGUUGGAAACAACUACAUGACUGCCCCGGCCUUUGGUUCUCUGCAAGACCUGUACAAGAAGAUUUCAUUCUCAUUCAUGAUACCCACGCUCAUCUUCCUUGGCUGCUUGUAUGCCUCGGUCACAUGCCGCUUCGUCUUCUUCCGCCUGUUUCGCAAUUCUCGCCAUCUCAACGACCACACUGUUGUUGGGUGGGGCUCGUGGGCUGGUAUUCUACUCAUCACCUGGAUCGCCGCAUUCCUCAUCUCGCAGGUUAUUCCUUUCUUCUCGUCACUUCUGUCGGUCAUGUCCUCGCUGUUUGACAGCUGGUUCGGCUUCAUCUUUUGGGGCGUCGCCUACUUUCGCAUGCGCCAGGUGGAUCGGGAAGACGGAAAGAAGGAAAACAAGAUUUUCGAUAUGCUUUCAAACAUCCUCAAUGUGCUCAUCAUUCUUACUGGUGUCAUGUUCCUAACAGUGGGAACUUACGCCAGUGUGCAGGGCAUCAUUGAUUCUUUUGAGGCGGGCGAGGUGGCGGGCGUGUUUUCAUGCGCCUCCAACGGCUCUUGA
Akanthomyces muscarius is the source of this 1536-nucleotide messenger RNA. RefSeq lists its product as uncharacterized. Gene Ontology annotation, biological process: amino acid transmembrane transport. Lineage: Eukaryota; Fungi; Ascomycota; Sordariomycetes; Hypocreales; Cordycipitaceae. Gene Ontology annotation, cellular component: vacuolar membrane. The transcript is spliced from 3 exons. The coding region runs from base 1 to 1536 and encodes 511 amino acids. Gene Ontology annotation, molecular function: amino acid transmembrane transporter activity. The record is from RefSeq and is a predicted model, not a curated record.